This is a messenger RNA of Vitis vinifera (wine grape), 4816 nucleotides long. RefSeq lists its product as uncharacterized. Gene Ontology annotation, cellular component: cytoplasm. Gene Ontology annotation, biological process: protein phosphorylation; signal transduction. NCBI's taxonomy places the organism in Eukaryota, Viridiplantae, Streptophyta, Magnoliopsida, Vitales, Vitaceae. The record is from RefSeq and is a predicted model, not a curated record. Gene Ontology annotation, molecular function: protein binding; protein kinase activity; ATP binding. Bases 363 to 4640 code for a protein of 1425 amino acids. The transcript is spliced from 10 exons.
UUUCCAGUAAUCCACGUGCCGUCUCUCCCCCGAUUUCUUAAAACAUAAGACACAAAAACCUCUCUCUCAUUUUUUUCCAUUUCACACGUCUCACGCUCUCUCUUUCUCGUCUCUCCUCUUUCUCUUCUCUAUUUUCUCUUCUUCCUCAUAUUCCUCGCCACAAACAAAAGAAAUUCAACGCACAGUCCACAGAGAGAGAGAGUGUGCGCGCGCUGAGAUUCUGCUGCCACGUUGAUCGUUUCCAACUGCACCACCGCUUUGAUUUAUUGUCCCUUUCUUCUUCUCCUUAUCGCUUUUCGCUGUUGCCGUUUCAAUCUGGUUGAUUGGAAGUUGCGAGUGCUUUGUGAAAAUUUUCCUUUUAGAUGGCUUUUGAUCAGAACUCGAUUCCCUUAGAUCUGAGGCCAUUGAAUGUUCCGCGAACGAUGGUCGAGGACCCUCGCAUUGCCCCCGCCACAACCACGGGCCGGACCACAGAGGGGGUUUUCCCCAACCCAGCCCGUGAUGCUGGUAGCCCAGGGUCGGUUCAGAUGUUCUAUCCGGCCACUGUGUCGGAUGCUGGGUUGGUAGGUUUAGGGUUUGGAAAUGCGGUGCCAGGUGUUGCCGCUUGGUGCCCUCAUGUGCCUGUGGCCAUUGGGCGUGCUGGAAUUAGUCCAGGAGCGAUUGGAUUGGGCUAUAAUCCCAAUUUGGGGACUCGGGUUGCUGGCAAUGCCUCUGAUCAGGCAAGCGAUGAAGGUACAGAUGACUCGAAUUCAGGGAAGAAAGUUAAGUUCUUAUGUAGUUUUGGGGGAAAGAUUUUGCCUAGGCCAAGUGAUGGAAUGUUGAGAUAUGUCGGAGGGCAUACAAGAAUUAUUUGUCUGAGAAGGGACGUGAGCUUUAAUGAGUUGGUGCAAAAGAUGGUGGAUACAUAUGGGCAACCGGUGGUAAUUAAGUAUCAGCUACCCGAAGAGGAUCUUGAUGCAUUAGUGUCAGUUUCUUGCCCAGAUGAUCUUGAAAACAUGAUGGAUGAGUAUGAGAAAUUAGUUGAGCGAUCAUCUGAUGGAUCAGCUAAGUUACGAGUGUUCUUGUUCUCAGCUUCAGAGCUUGAUCCCUCUGAUAUGGUGCAAUUUGGAAAUUUUAAUGAUAGUGGGCAAAGAUAUUUUGAUGCUGUGAAUGGGAUUAUGGAUGGAAUUGGGGGUGGUAUUGCUAGAAAGGAGAGUAUAGCAAGUGCAACUUCCACACAGAAUUCUGAUGUGAGUGGAAAUGAUGCCACUGAUAACUUGGUUCAGCAUCAAGGGGAUGUUAGUGGGCCACCGUUUAGCAGUGCAUUAUCUCCCAAAGGAAAUUCGGCUACAUCUAAUGAACCUGCUACAAGAUUGAUGUGUGUGGAUCCCAACCCAGCAAUCUAUGCAGAUGUCUCUGCCAUUCCAUUGGGAAUUCCAGUGGGUAAUACUGGUCCUCCCCAGACUUCAUCUUCUAAGCCUGAUGUUGAGUUUGAGAGAUCUGUACCCCUUACUGUACAGCCACAGCAAGUGGGGUUUGAUUUGCAGCAAUGCCGGAUGGAUAUUCCAGCAACCACAGCUUACUUGCAGUCUUAUGUGCAUCCUCAUCGAGAGGUUACUAACCAUGCUGAUUAUGUUCAAGUUCCUCACCAGAUGGGGUUCCCAAAUCAGCUGUUGGCAACUUCUGGUUCUGUACUGACCCACCAGCAGAUCCGUGACAAUGCUAGUGGUGUUAGCUCUCAUCAAUUUAUUCCUGCAGUGCACAUGACAAUGACCCCUACAGCUUCUCAUGUCAGUAUCAGACCAAGUGUGAUUCAGCCAUUGGUUCAGCCCCAACAGGCCAGGAUAGAUUGUUACACUGAUGAAAGUACAUUUGGGCCAAGGGUUGUCCAGCUUCCACUAGACCAAAGCUAUAAUCCAUAUCAAGCCCAGGUCCCACUCCCUCCUGCAGUGGUGGGAGGCUAUGGCUGGCAUCAAGUCCCAGCACAGGACCAUGUAGUCUUAUCUGAUGGAUGGGCUCAUCAACAAGUAAUUCUUCCAGAGACAACCACAAGGUUGGAGGACUGUUUUAUGUGUCAGAAAGAAUUGCCUCAUGCACACUCUGAUCCUUUGGUACAGGGACUGAGAGACAGCAGUGCAAGCUCUGUAUCUGAUUCAAACUCAGCGUAUCAUAGCCUCCGAUUGGAGGACAAUGUGAGAGCCCGUCAAAUAAACAGGGUUGUGGUAACUGGAGCCUUGGGGGAAGGCAUUAUUGAACAAGGAGUUGGUGCUCAGCCGAGGGUUCUUGGUCAUAUGGAUCAUCAAGCUGGGACACUUCAAUCAGAGGUAGUUGGGAUCUGUCAGAACCUUGAUGCGCAGCAUGAAAAUGAGAAAAUUAUUCUCCAAAAAAUGGACAACCCUGAUCAACCCAGAGUCCCAAUUCCCCAGGGUGUGGUGGGGUUGGCAGGUGCUGUGCAGUCAUCUUAUGGUGUAUUCACGGGCACUAUUCCUCAGACUUCCCAAGAAGAGGCUGUCCAGCAGUAUGCAGUGCCAACCCAGUACCAGGUUAAACCGGACACCUUAGUGAAUAGACCAAUUAAUAGUGAUGUCCCUCUAUUUGGAGGUGUGCCUUUACAAACAUCAGAACGCCUGGUUCAGGAAUCUCCAAGAGACUAUUCUGGUAAACUUCCUGGUGUUGUUCCUAAGGAAGAUACUGCAGAGUCUUGCAUUUCAUUUGAUCAUAUGCGUCCAAUUGAUGAGAGGAUGGAAAAUCUAAGGGUAGGCCCUGCUGAAAAUUUUGUUAAUAGUGAGCAGAGUAAAUCAUCUGCUGAUAAACCUAGAAAGGAGGACAUCUUGGAACACAGACUGCAGCAAAUUGCAGGGAAAGAGGUGCUUCUGGACAGUACAUUCAGCAAAGCCAAAAUUGUUGUUGAGUCGAAUCACAAUAAAGCAACUGAGGUGUUGCCUUGCUCUGCUGCUGAAGUUCCUUACCUGCAUAAUGUUUGGCCAGUGGAGACAUAUGAAGUAACAAAACUGCCUAUUUUGGGAACUCUGGCGACAUAUACACAUUCUAAGACUGGGAUUCAUAAUGUGACUUCUGGUGAAGUUUCUUAUGGCAGCCCUGCAUUUUCCGAUGUUGAAUCGGCUUAUCUAACAGAUAAAGCUCCACCCAUAUCUGAAUGGAAUGAUGACACCUCGCAGUUUCAGCCAAAGAUGGUUCCUACAGAUAUCAGAGUUGUCUCAUCAAAUGGUAAUACACCUUAUUUAUCCCCGUCUAACAGAAUUGGAGAUGUUCAAGAUUCCUCAAACUCACUCUUCAGCAGCCAGGAUCCUUGGAAUUUACGGCAUGAUAUUCAUUUCCCCCCUCCUAGACCUAACAAAAUUACAAUAAAAAAUGAAGCCUUUAGUAUUAGGGAACCAUUUGGUGAAAAUGGUACGAGCGAUAGUGGGGAUAUAAAUACAGAUGUGCAAUUGGAGGAUGGAGCCCACCAGCCAUUUUCCAAUUUGGAUAAGGAUUUCAAUUCAGAGCAUAGUUGGUCUGCGAAAGGCUCAGGAGAGGAAGUGAUCAAACAAGAACUUCAGGCGAUUGCUGAGGGUGUUGCUGCUUCUGUUCUCCACUCGACUACAUCUAAUCCUGAAAUUUCUAUACACGAGAAAAAUGAGCCUCUUUCUUUGUCCAAUAAAGAUAUAGAGCUUCAAGAUAGCGAUUUGGAAAUGCAGCAUAAAAGUAAAGUUGAGGACAAUAUAAACAAAGUGCCAGAAAAAAUUAAUAUGGGCUUCCCAGUGUCAGAUGGCAUAGGUCGCUUGCAGAUCAUAAAAAACAGUGACCUUGAAGAGCUCCGAGAAUUGGGUUCUGGCACCUUUGGUACUGUUUAUCAUGGAAAAUGGAGGGGCACUGACGUUGCAAUCAAACGAAUCAAUGACAGGUGCUUUGCUGGGAAGCCUUCAGAACAAGAACGUAUGAGAGAUGACUUCUGGAAUGAGGCAAUCAAGCUUGCUGAUUUGCAUCAUCCAAAUGUGGUAGCUUUCUAUGGUGUUGUUCUUGAUGGCCCUGGAGGCUCAGUUGCAACUGUUACAGAGUAUAUGGUUAAUGGUUCUUUAAGAAAUUCUCUGCAGAAGAAUGAAAAGAAUCUUGAUAAGCGUAAGCGUCUCUUGAUUGCCAUGGAUGUAGCCUUUGGAAUGGAGUACUUGCAUGGUAAGAAUAUAGUGCACUUCGACUUGAAAAGUGAUAACUUACUUGUCAAUCUUCGAGAUCCUCACCGCCCAAUAUGCAAGGUUGGUGAUUUGGGCUUAUCAAAGGUGAAAUGCCAGACACUGAUCUCUGGUGGUGUGCGAGGGACACUUCCUUGGAUGGCUCCAGAGCUACUGAAUGGCAGCAGUAGCCUUGUGUCUGAGAAGGUUGAUGUGUUUUCAUUCGGUAUUGUGAUGUGGGAACUUCUUACUGGAGAAGAACCAUAUGCAGAUCUGCAUUAUGGGGCAAUCAUUGGUGGUAUUGUGAGCAACACCUUGCGGCCAUCUGUACCUGAGUUUUGUGACCCAGAAUGGAGAGCUCUGAUGGAGAGAUGUUGGUCUUCAGAACCAUCAGAGAGGCCAAGCUUCACCGAAAUUGCAAACCAGUUGCGAUCUAUGGCGGCUAAGAUUCCUCCAAAAGGACAAAUAUCACAGCCCCAGGUUCAAAAAUGAUUCAAGGCAAGUUGUUUUCUUCUCCAGUGUCAGUCUGUUUGUCUCAUUGCAACUUCAGGCUUACAGAAGAUGGCUGAUGUGAUGUUCUGAAGUGUAACAGGGAAAGCUGUCUACUGUUUCUUAAUACAAAUUGUAGUUUAAAAUCAAUCAAUUUUUUAGAUCUGCCUUUGCCUGAA